Molecule: messenger RNA, 1060 nt
Organism: Tarenaya hassleriana
Lineage: Eukaryota; Viridiplantae; Streptophyta; Magnoliopsida; Brassicales; Cleomaceae
Product: NAC domain-containing protein 41
Exons: 3
Coding region: 159-794 (211 amino acids)
Biological process (GO): regulation of DNA-templated transcription
Molecular function (GO): DNA binding
Source: RefSeq, a predicted model, not a curated record
CAGCGAGCCUUUCCUCCAAUCCCUAAUCCCAUCUCUCUCUCUCUCUCUCUCCUCCGCUCUUCUUAAAUGGAUCAUCAAUGUGUUUAAAUCCGAUUUAGAUUUCUUUGUUUUUUUUUUCUGGGGUCUGAACUGAAAUACAUCAACGUUUGGGAGAAGAGAUGGAGACAGGAAUGGAGGCAGGGAAGAGGGAAGUGGUGAAAGGAGGCGUGGAAUUGCCCAUUGGGUAUAGAUUUCGUCCGACAGAUGAGGAGCUAAUCGUCCAUUACUUGCUCCGAAAGGCCUUUGCUUUUCCUUUGCCUGCUUCUGUCAUCCCUGUUUUCGACGUAUUCUCCUCUCACCCUCGAAAUUUCACAGGCGAGGGGAAGGAGAAGGACAGGUACUUCUUUUGCCGGAAGACAAAGCAGCACUUGAGCAACAGAUUGUCAGCCUGUGAAGGCUACUGGAAAGCUACUGGCGUAGAGAGACAGAUCACUGCUUCUGGUAAAACGGUGGGAAUGAGGAGGACUCUUGCAUUCUUCGAAUCGGACAAGUCUCCGAUUAACUGCAACAAAACCAGAUGGGUCAUGAGAGAGUAUUGCCUUGUGGGCUCUGCAUCAGCAAUAGCAAAGAUGUUUGGUAUGGGGAGUGGAGAGUGGGCAGUGUACAGUGUGUUUCAGAGAAGGAGAUCAAAGGCCGUAAGGAGCAGAGAGAGAGAUGGCCAUGUUAGUUGCAUCGACUUCACACUUGAAUCCGCCGGUGAAAUCCCUCCUCCUCCUCCGAGUUCAGCUGGGGCCGUCAUCUUAACCCUAACCUAAUCAGAUGUCCGAGGGGAACAGAGAAAGGACAAGACAGGGGAGAUCCAACUGAGAAAAGCUGUGUGUUUCAUAGGAAUUGACAGUGCAUUGUUCUAUGUCCCUUCUUUUGGACAUUGAAACCCAAUUCUGAUCUUAUAUUGAGAUGAAAAAUCUUGUUGUUGUUCAUCAGUGGAAUCUGUAAUGGCCUUGAGAAGAAGAAGAGGUAUUCUUUUCUGUGCUUCAUGAACUCUAUCUCUAUGAGAAACUUUUUUAAAAGAAGAAAAAUA